AUGCCUUACUAUUGUACGGUGCCGCGGUGUACGUCGAUGGCAGGGAAGGCGAAGAAUGUAUCUUUUCAUCAAUUUCCAAGGGACGAAGAACUUGCUAAACUAUGGAACAAGAUUUUAAAACGAGGGAAACCUUAUACAAAAUAUUCUAAAGUGUGCAGUUUACACUUUAAACCUGAAGAUUAUAGCAUAACAAGUGUUGGAAAAAAUAAAGGUCAGUGGAGGACCCUACGUAAGGAUGCAAUACCCUCUCAGAAUCUGCCCUCCGAUUCACCAGUGCCUUACCACAGACACAGAAAUACUGACUCUUGGCAUGCAGAAAGCCCGUCUUCAGGUAUAAUAGAUACUCAGGUACACCAACAUAUGGCACAAGCUAUCUACAUGCAGACAAUGUUGGCUAUGCAAGCCGCUGGUAGCUUUGAAGGGAAUGACUCCAAUAAUGACUCCCAACAGAACGACGAAGCGCAUUCCUCCAGCGAAAACCACAGAGAAAAGAGCCAAUCACCAAUCGCAAACGGUUUCAAAGCUUCGCUCAGAUGCUCAGAGUGCUCAAAAUACUUCAAAGACCCCGACGUUUUUGUUUUACACCAGAGGACACACAGAAAGCACAACGAAAAGGAGAAUCUUAAUACAAAUACAGAAGAAUUGAAACCGGAAAUGGACAAUUUCAAUAUAAACGGUGAGAAUACGCUUAAAUCCAAUCCGAUAUUAGCCAAUCUUCUAAAAUCCACAGAAGUAAACCAAUCAGAUGUACAUGAGAACGUUUCUAGUAUAGAGAAUCAUAUAAUGGCAGCUGUUAAAGUCAGCAUGGAGACUUAUUUGAGAAAUUUAUUGAUUUCUCAAAGUAUUUUGCCCGAUGCGGUCGAUGAAAAAUCUAGUGAUCUGAAUUCGGAUUGUGAUAGAGGAGUUACUGUUCCGACUGAUACUAGUAAUUGUACUGUUAAUGAUGGUACGUAG
Chilo suppressalis (striped riceborer) is the source of this 954-nucleotide messenger RNA. Lineage: Eukaryota; Metazoa; Arthropoda; Insecta; Lepidoptera; Crambidae. The record is from the annotation of a GenBank genome assembly.